This is a messenger RNA of Nymphalis io (European peacock), 748 nucleotides long. RefSeq lists its product as uncharacterized. Lineage: Eukaryota; Metazoa; Arthropoda; Insecta; Lepidoptera; Nymphalidae. The record is from RefSeq and is a predicted model, not a curated record. The transcript has 5 exons. Bases 89 to 748 code for a protein of 219 amino acids.
CACUAAGCUUGACUAUUAUACGCGUGAAGGGCUCACGAAGAAAUAUGUGACGUGCAGUGUUUCCCUUGUUUUAUUUAUUAAAAUUAACAUGUUUAAACAAAGAUGUGUUUUACAUUUCAUGUUUUUAUUUCUUACAAUAAAUUUUAUAAGAUCAGAAGAAAAAAACGACGAGAAAGAUGUUAGAGAGAAGAGACAAAUAAAUAGUUUACCAUUAGUAUAUCCAUAUGGAGGAACUUAUAAGCUAUUGAUCGGUUUCGCAGCUCCAGUACCAAAUGAUGAUCACAUAAGUUUAGUAUUUGCGAUCAAUUUUCAAUAUCAAUACGUCCAAUUCACGAAUAUAACUGAAUUGUCAAGAUACUACUUCAUCAAGGAAGUGUCGAGGGAGGAAAGGGACGCGGACCUGGAAUCGCGGCGUGAUGAACGACUCAUCUUCUACAAAUCAGUGAGCAAUAUGUUGCAAAUGAAAGGUAUGAAUGGUCAAGAUUGCGUCCUGAGAGCGAUCUGCGAGGCUGCUCAAUACCCGGUAGAGGAAGAGGCACUCAUUGGCGAGAUCCUACAUAUACUUUUAACACCUGACUACGGGCAUUCGCCAUUCGAGAACAAAGACCUGGACUGGGAGGAAGCUAUGUCCUUGUAUAAGGAUGCGGCGACCGCAGGACGGCAGAUGUUCAACUGCGGAUAUAUAUACAGCGGCUGUCCACAGGGACAGGGCGUGCUCGACUUGAUCACAACGCUUAGAGACGAAUAA